AUGUUUUUCAAAUUCCUAAUCACAAUAUUUCUAAGUUCACUAGCUAUAGCUCAAACAACAUCAUACAACGCAGAACAAUGGUCCAAAGCAUCAUCACAAGCAUUACAAACAGAUGGUGAAUUAUUUUAUGCAUUUUUAUCAGAUUUUAAUUAUAAUUUCCCCAAAUAUAAGACAUUUAUGGAUGAAAAUAAGAUGACAUAUCCAGCAAAUUUACAAAAUUAUGCUUUCCAAAUUCAAAGUAUUACAGAUGAUGAAGAAAUGAUUCAGGUGCUAAAAAGUAAAUCAUUCCCAUUUAGUGAAUUUAAUACAAUGUUUACAAAAUUUGAGUGGGCUUCAAGUUUAUUAAGUGAAAAUGGAUUAUCAAAAGUUUUAAUGCCUUCUGAAUUUUUAACUAAGGAAGCAUCAAUCACUGGUGGUAGUGAAAGUGAAAGUGGAAGUGGAAGUGGUAGUUCUAUUGCAAGUAUUACAUCAAAUUCCGAAUCAAGUUCUGAAUCAAGUGGAAGUGAAAGUUCAAAUGAAUCAAGUGGAAGUUCAUCUUCAUCAAGUGAAGGUUCAUCUUCUUCAAGUUCUACAUCAGCUUCACAAUCAUCAAAUUUAGGUGAAUCAUUAUAUAUUCCAAUAAUUUCAUUCCCAUUAGUUAUGAUUUCAUUUUUCUUAUUAUAA
Molecule: messenger RNA, 663 nt
Organism: Hansenula ciferrii
Lineage: Eukaryota; Fungi; Ascomycota; Saccharomycetes; Phaffomycetales; Wickerhamomycetaceae
Gene: AFB1
Product: Afb1p
Exons: 1
Coding region: 1-663 (220 amino acids)
Source: RefSeq, a predicted model, not a curated record